AGGGAAAUAAGUCCUACAACGCCGAAGAAGCAUAAUAUUGAUUGUUUUCGCCAGUAAUUUGUAAAGGUACAGGAGCCAUGAAACAGCUAGUCAUCUGGUUUGCCCUCAUUGUUGUGCGGCUAGCAUGGACACUGCUGCCUCAGGCGAGCUAUAUCCACCCUGAUGAGUUCUUUCAGACUGUAGAAGUGGUUGCAGGUGAUGUUUUCAAUACAAGCAUUGUGAGAACUUGGGAGUUUACGUCUACAUUUCCUCUCCGCAGCAUAACAGUGAACAAGAUCCUGUUUCAUCCAUCAUUCAGACUGUUGGAUCAUCUGAGUACAGCCGGAAUUGUCACUUUAAGUGGCUACAGUGUACUGAUUGCCUCAAGACUGGUCAUGUUUGUGUUGAGCUUAUGGGUAGACUUUUGUGUUUUCAAAAUCUGCAAACUCAUAGGUGCUCAGGGUGUAAAAGCUGCUUUAAUUCUUGCAAGCUCCUAUGUGACCAUGACUUUUCAGUGUCAUUCAUUUUCAAAUUCUGUAGAAACUGUAGUUGUGAUUUCAGAUUUUUUGUUACUGAUUUUAAUGAUCAAGCACAAGUUUGAAAGAGAAACUUCGGUAAAGAAAGAUAAAAGAAAAGAGACAACACCGUCUGAAAUAUAUGCGGAGCUGAUUUCCGACAGCUCACCUGAUGGCUUUGAAUUACGACAUAAGACAGCUUUUGCUAGAGCACGAAGACGGGUGCAUUCAAGUGAAUCUGAAAACACAGAGGCAAAUGUAGUUGAGACUAAGGGAAACUCUUACAAUCAAUGCUCAUACUCUGAGUGUGUUAAUCCAGAUAGUUUAUGCUACAUAUACAUUGUCUUGUUUAGCAUUUUGACAGUUGUCGGAAUAUUUAAUCGACCAACUUUUGUGUUAUUUGGAUUUUUGUUAUUUUUCUGGUGGAAUGAUAUUUACAACACAGACAGACUGUAUUACAGAUAUUUUCUUAUAAUGUUUAUUUCUUCAGCAAUAACAACUAUAGUAAUUAGUGUUUUUGAAAUCUUGUACUUUUGUGAUAAUCUGCAGAAACUGUAUGAAAACCCAAUAUUAACUUUUCGGUACAUUACACCAAUUAAUUUUUUCCUGUACAAUAUGUCACCUUCAAAUGUCAGUGAGCACGGUCAUCAUCCAUUCUAUGUCCAUCUUUUGGUGAACAUGCCCAUGUUGCUAGGGCCACUAUUGUUUCCAUUAUGGCAGAACAUUUUCAGCAGGAUUUACAAUUACUAUUUCAGAAGAAUUGAGAAAGAUAUUCCGGAAAAUCUGUCUGUUAAGCAAGAUAAAAACAAUGCUAUAGACAUGUUUAGCUCCAACAGUCAGAGUUCAGACUCAAAAGACAAGACUGUCUCACAAAAACCCGUCUCAGUAGAAUUGCGUCUGCAGCAUAAUAUCAAAAAUAACAUAUUGUUCUUUAUUUAUUUGCCUGUUAUAAUUUUGUCCUUCAUUCCUCACCAAGAACUUAGAUUUCUAAUACCAGUGGUACCUCUAGCUGUUAUUAGUGUAACCGUAGUUAGAAAAAAUUUAGUAGGAAUGGGUAUUUUUUUUUGGAUGUUAUUCGUAUGUUUUAAUAUUUUCAUGGGUAUUGUUUUUGGUAUCUUCCAUCAAGCAGGGGUUGUGCCAUGUUUAAUGGGGUUAGAAGGUUUGACAAAGGUUGAUAUGAAUAGCAACAACAGUGGUGCAAAAAUUAAUCUGGCAUUUAGUCACACGUAUAUGCCACCCAAACACGUAUUGUUGGACCAUGGGGACCAUAUCAAUCUUAUUGACUUUAAAGGAAAACCUAUUGACCAUGUAUGUAGCUGUUUCCAAAAUAUGGAGAACUCUUUAACAGAUCAGACAAGACAUGAUUGUCAUGGAUUAUCAGGAAAGAUUGCAUAUUUGGCUAUACCAGGAUCAGUAGUGGAAGAAAUGAGAAGUCAUUGUGGACAGUUUAUUUAUCUUGAACUUGUUGAAAAAUUCUUUCCUCAUGUAUCAUUUGAAGAUUUACCUGAGCUUAGAAAGAUAAGGACAUUGGGAAAUCUGUAUGAUCAGAUGUCUUUACAUUUGUAUAAAGUAAAGUUGUUGUGAUUUUAGAUAUGGAAAUAGCAGAUUUUUUUUGUGUUAAAUGUCUUUAACUUUCUGGAAAUACUAUUAUAUAUCAAUGAAUAUAUACCCCUUUUAUUUUCAAUCCCAAGAGGUUGUAGGUUUGAUCCCUACCAGGGUUUCUUUCUCCUGACCUCUCAGGAAGGACACCAGUACUUGUUUCUGCCUAGGAAGCAGAGUUGAGAGUGAGUUUAUUCAGCCUUAAGCAGACCAGAUGCAAUUGUUUUGAAUCAUUAUGUCUCCCCCAUAAAUGGGGAGACAUGUUGUUUUUGCUCGAUUUCUCGAUGUCUCACUUUUUCAUUUUGCUAUGAAAACUUCUCACUUUUUCAUUAAACAGAAUUAUUAUAUGUCAUGAUUUAUCAUAUUCUUAUGAUACACUGUCAUGUCAUACUGUAAUUUACUUGCAAAACAAAAUGUGUCAUUGGAAAAAUAUGUUUUCGAGAUAAUUAAUUUAAAUUAACCUUCCUCCAAAGUCUUUUAAAAAGUUCUGCGUAAUAAUAUUAGCUAUGAUGAUGUUCAGACAAUAAGUGAAUGAAGUAAAUAUUAUUAAUUUCUUCCUUUUUCAAAAUAGAAAUGUUUCUUUGCCUUUGAUCAUUACUAAUAGUAAUGUUUCUUUGCCUUUCAUCAUUACGAAUAGUAAUGUUUCUUUGCCUUUGAUCAUUACUACAAAUUAAUUGAUCACUUGUUGUAAAAGUUUCCUUUUAGCAUUUAUCAAACCUUUUUUAAGCAGUCGUUUCACCCUUGUGGAGUUGUUUCUUUACAUUCAGUUUCACUCACAUACUGUGGCUAAAUUCACUUAGUCAUUAUUGCCUGAUGUAAAAUCUCUAAAAUAAAUAAGUAUAUAUACA
Messenger RNA from Mya arenaria, 2941 nucleotides. Its product is annotated as GPI mannosyltransferase 4-like. The transcript is spliced from 3 exons. Gene Ontology annotation, cellular component: endoplasmic reticulum membrane. Gene Ontology annotation, molecular function: alpha-1,2-mannosyltransferase activity. The record is from RefSeq and is a predicted model, not a curated record. Bases 78 to 2078 code for a protein of 666 amino acids. Lineage: Eukaryota; Metazoa; Mollusca; Bivalvia; Myida; Myidae. Gene Ontology annotation, biological process: GPI anchor biosynthetic process.